Messenger RNA from Pygocentrus nattereri (red-bellied piranha), 4681 nucleotides. RefSeq names its product drosha ribonuclease III (gene drosha). The coding region runs from base 1 to 3951 and encodes 1316 amino acids. Gene Ontology annotation, cellular component: nucleus. Gene Ontology annotation, biological process: pre-miRNA processing; rRNA processing; primary miRNA processing. The record is from RefSeq and is a predicted model, not a curated record. The transcript is spliced from 30 exons. NCBI's taxonomy places the organism in Eukaryota, Metazoa, Chordata, Actinopteri, Characiformes, Serrasalmidae. Gene Ontology annotation, molecular function: ribonuclease III activity; double-stranded RNA binding.
AUGUCUUUUCACUCGGGUCGCGGAUGUCCCCGUGGACGGCCUCCCCCAGGCCAGCACGGCUCUCCUCAGAAUUACCGCCCCACUGGCCUGCGUCUGCCCACCCCCCAGCCCCCAAUGCCCCCCUACCCAUACGACCCCCCUGCGCCACACUGCUCUGGGUACAGUGUGCAGGGCGCCAACAGCUACAUGCCCCCGCGUCCUGAAUUCAUGCCCUACCCCAUACCCGCCUUGUCCCAGGGCCCUCAGAGUCAGUGCCCCAUCCGCCCCCCCUUCCCAAACCCUCCUCUCCGACAGGGCUUCCCCGAACCUCCGAAUUUCCCCCCACCUCCCCUGCCUGGCUCCUCCACUAACGUGGCGCAGUCUCAAGGAUCAAAUCCCUACAUGAUUUCCUCAGUACCGCCCCCGCCUCUGCCACCGGUGCCACCCUCAAUGCCACCCUCCAUGCCCUACCAGCCCCCCUACUCCAUGAGCUACCCACCGCAGCCCCAUUUCCCCCCUCCCCCCACCUUUAACCCCGGUUACCCCCAGCCUGAAGGCAGCUCCUUUAAACCGGAACACUUCCCUCGGCACCCGCCGCAGUACAAAGGGGAAAAGUCACGGUCACCCGAGCGACCGCGGCGGCAUGAGGAGCACCGCCACAAGAGCUACGGGUACAGCGGGCAUGGAGAGAGGCAUAAAGCGGAGUAUGGAGGAGAGAGAAAGGACCGAGGGAGGAGUCCAGAGGUACAGAGACGGAGGACAGAGAGGUACAGGAGUGAACACGAGAGAGGAAGAACGCCUCCGAGGCACCGGAGCCGAGAGCGCAGCAGAGAGCGCUAUCGGCACAGAGACAGUAGAAGCUCUCCUUCCUCAGACAGACACCGGAAGAGGCCACGCAGUCGCUCGGCCAGCAGAGAGAGAAAGCGGGGGCGAAUGGAGGAAGAAAGAGAGCGGAGGAGUGAGGGAGGAAACAGAGAGAGGAGCUACACUUCCACCAGGAGCAGCAGAGAGUCAGAGGAGAUAUCCUCCGAUCAGAGGCACGAUGAGGAGAAGGAGGAGGAGGAGUUACUGAAACCAGCCUGGAUCCGCUGCACUCAUGCCGAAAACUACUACUCUAAUGACCCCAUGGACCAAGUGGGUGACUCGACAGUGGUGGGAACCAGUAAGCUGAGGGACCUGUACGAGCGUUUUGAGGAGGAGCUGGGCCGCAGGCAGGAACGAGCCAAAUCCUCCAGACCCAAGUGGGAGCCGCCAAAAACCAAACUGGACUUGGAUCAGGAUGAAAGCUCGAGUGAGUCUGAGUGUGAUUCUGAUGGAGACAGUAGCUGUUCCAGCAGCUCAGACUCUGAGGUGUUUGAUGUCAUUGCUGAGAUAAAGAGGAAGAAAGCCCAUCCUGACCGCCUUCACGAUGAACUGUGGUACAACGACCCCGGACAGAUGAAUGAUGGUCCUUUGUGUAAGUGCAGUGCAAAAGCUCGGAGAACAGGAAUCCGUCACAGUAUCUACCCCGGAGAAGAGCCAGUGAAGCAAUGUCGCCCAAUGAAUAACAACGCUGGAAAACUUUUCCACUACCGAAUCACAGUGUCUCCUCCCACCAAUUUCCUGACUGACCGGCCCACAGUGAUCGAGUAUGAUGAUCACGAGUACCUGUUUGAAGGAUUUUCUCUCUUCUCCCACACUCCUCUCACUAACAUUCCUUUGUGCAGAGUAAUUCGCUUCAACAUUGAUUACACCAUUCACUUCAUAGAGGAAAUGUCUCCUGAGAAUUACUGUGUGAAGGGGUUGGAGCUUUUUGCCUCGUAUCUGUUCCAGGACAUCCUCGAGCUGUACGACUGGAACCUCACAGGUCCAGAGCACAGUGACCCCCCUGGCUGCCAGAGGUUUCACUUCAUGCCUCGAUUUGUCCGUUUCCUCCCAGAUGGAGGUAAAGAGGUGCUGUCUAUGCAUCAGGUGCUGCUGUAUUUAUUACGCAGUAAUAAGCCUCUGGUUCCUGAAGAGGAAAUUGCUAACAUGCUACAGUGGGAGGAGCUAGAAUGGCAGAAAUAUGCUGAGGAGUGCAAGGGCAUGAUUGUCACCAACCCUGGCAUGAAACCCAGCUCGGUACGGAUUGACCAGUUGGAUCGUGAACAGUUCAACCCUAAUGUCAUCACUUUCCCCAUCAUUGUACACUUCGGCAUCCGGCCUGCUCAGCUGAGCUACGCUGGAGACCCCCAGUAUCAAAAGCUGUGGAAGAGUUACGUCAAGUUGCGCCACCUGCUGGCCAACAGCCCCAAGGUGAAGCAGAUCGAUAAGCAGAAGCUGACGCAAAGAGAGGAGGCUCUGCAGAAGAUUAGGCAGAAGAACUCAAUGAGGAGAGAGGUUACAGUGGAGCUCAGCAGCCAAGGCUUCUGGAAGACCGGAAUCCGCUCUGAUGUGUGCCAGCAUGCGAUGAUGCUCCCAGUCCUUACACACCAUAUCCGUUACCACCAGUGUCUGAUGCACCUGGAUAAGCUCAUCGGAUAUACCUUCAAGGAGCGCUGCCUGCUGCAGCUGGGUAUGACCCACCCUAGUCAUCACCUGAACUUUGGGAUGAACCCUGACCACGCCCGCAACUCUCUGUCCAACUGCGGCAUCCGGCAACCAAAAUAUGGAGACAGGAAAGUCCAUCAUAUGUACAUGAGGAAGAAAGGAAUUAACACUCUUAUUAACAUCAUGUCACGACUGGGCCAAGAUGACCCCACCCCCUCCAGGAUUAAUCAUAAUGAACGGUUGGAGUUCCUCGGUGAUGCUGUGGUGGAGUUUCUCACCAGCGUUCAUCUGUUCUACCUGUUUCCGAAUCUGGAGGAGGGCGGAUUAGCGACGUAUCGCACUGCUAUCGUCCAGAAUCAACAUCUAGCCAUGCUAGCCAAGAAACUGGAGCUGGACCGGUUCAUGCUGUACGCUCACGGCCCUGACCUGUGCAGAGAGUCUGACCUCAGGCAUGCCAUGGCCAACUGCUUUGAAGCUCUAAUAGGGGCAGUUUACUUGGAAGGCGGGUUGGAGGAGGCCAAGCAGCUCUUCGGGAGGUUGCUGUUUAACAGCGAGGGACUGAGGGAGGUCUGGCUGAACUACCCUCCACAUCCAUUACAGGUGCAGGAGCCGGUGACAGACAGGCAGCUGAUAGAGUCUUCUCCCGUACUGCAGAAACUAACGGACUUUGAGAAGGCUAUUGGAGUUCUGUUCACACAUGUCCGGCUACUGGCCCGAGCCUUCACCCUCCGCACCGUGGGCUUCAACCACCUCACACUAGGACAUAACCAGAGGAUGGAGUUUUUGGGAGAUUCCAUCAUGCAGCUGGUGGCCACUGAGUAUCUGUUCAUUCACUUCCCUGACCACCACGAAGGACAUCUGACGCUGUUGCGGAGCUCGUUGGUGAACAACAGGACGCAGGCUAAGGUGGCAGAAGAACUGGGCAUGCAGGAGUACGCCAUCAGCAACGACAAAACCAAGCGGCCUGUGGCUCUGCGGACCAAAACGCUAGCUGACUUGCUGGAGUCUUUCAUCGCGGCACUUUAUAUAGACAAAGACCUCGAGUUUGUUCACACUUUCAUGAACGUCUGCUUCUUUCCACGUCUGAAGGAGUUUAUCUUGAAUCAGGACUGGAACGAUCCCAAAUCUCAGCUCCAGCAGUGCUGUCUCACGCUGAGGACGGAGGGCAAGGAGCCAGACAUCCCUCUAUACAAAACAUUGCAGACGGUUGGCCCGUCCCACGCUCGGACCUACACUGUGGCUGUGUACUUUAAAGGGGAGCGAAUAGGCUGUGGAAAAGGACCCAGCAUCCAGCAGGCUGAGAUGGGUGCCGCUAUGGACGCUCUGGAAAAAUAUAACUUCCCUCAGAUGGCUCAUCAGAAACGCUUCAUUGAGCGGAAGUACAGGCAGGAGCUGAAGGAGAUGAGGAGGGAGCGAGAGCGGCAGGAGCGAGAGAGUGACGAGGGAGAAGACGGACGAAAAUGAGCGAGGGGAGAAAAAAAAGAAGACGGGCAGACCAGGCCAGGAGGAGGUAGACUGGACGUAGUUAUAUACCCAACGCAUAACGCCAAAGUCAAAUUUACACCAGUCUUCUUUCUAGAAGGUUCUAAUGCAAAGAAUCUGAUUAAAGCGAGAGUUUUGUGAAAAAUCAACACAAUUUUGUACCACAUAUGCAGUCAGUAAACCAAGACUGGAGCUGCGAGGCCAGUGUAGCUAAGCAGUGGAAGCUUACAGCCCACCAAUUAGCAGGCAGCAGCUAACUGCGCUGAGUUGUUAAGCAACCUCAAUUUAGACUUGCUUGUGUAGUUUCUGACACUGUAGACACUGUACACUGUACCCAACGACUCAGCAUGGUUUGAGACAACUGUAUGUCACAGAGAAAUGCUAAUUAGUGGGGUAUAAGCUUUCAUAACUCGUUAGCUACAUUUAUCUCGUACCUCCAGUGCAGAACUAAAGAAGCAAACCUAAGACACCAAAUGUGUCUUGGCUGAUUGGACAGCUGUGUAAUUCGGUUUGGUUUUGUAAAUUUUGCCAAACUAUCGUUUUAACAUUUGUUCAGACGUGUUGUUUGAUGUGAUUGCUUUGUCAUUUUGUUUGUUUGUUUUAUCACUUUGUGCUAUUUGUGAAUGUAAUAAUAAAAUGUGAUUUAUAUAAACUCAGACUGUUAAGACUGGACUAGGCUUACUAAUAAAGAAAUAAACCAGACUGUCUGAAA